Messenger RNA from Rotaria sordida, 507 nucleotides. Lineage: Eukaryota; Metazoa; Rotifera; Eurotatoria; Philodinida; Philodinidae. The record is from the annotation of a GenBank genome assembly.
AUGGAAUUCAAUUUUACCAGUUCAAUAUUUCCUAAAUCGACAAAAUCAUCCAAAGAUCGACGUCAUGAAUUAACUCCAGAAGAAAAUGAUGAAAUUAAAGAAGUAUUUGAAUUGUUCGAUAAUGAUAAAGAUAAUGAACUUGAUUAUUAUGAAUUCAAAAUUGCACUUCGUGCAUUAGGUUUUGAUAUUCAUAAAACAGAAGUAGAAGGAUUGAUGCAUGAUUAUGACCGACAAGGAACGGACAAAAUAACUUAUCAUGAUUUUCAUGAAAUUGCUGCCGAAAUGGUACUUCGACGUGAUCUACGUGAUGAAAUUCUUAAAGCUUUUAAACUUUUUGAUGAUGAUGAAACUGGCAAGAUUUCAUUGAAAAAAUUACGAAGUGUUGCACGAGAAUUAGAUGAUAAUGCUAAUGAAGAAGAACUCAAAGCAAUGAUUGAUGAAUUUGAUUUAGAUGGUGACGGUGAAAUUAAUUUUGAUGAAUUUAUGGCUAUGCUUAGUUCAGACUAA